ACUUUUUCUUUAGUCGAGCUGGGGGGCAGUGCAAAAAGUUAUUGGAACUUUUUCAGUUAGAGUGGAGACGGAUGGGGUUUGGAGGGCAUUACACGUUCCGGAACGUCCGGACAUCCCUCGUUCAUUACACAAAGGACAUCAGCCCCAAAAAGAGAGAACGUGUACACCGCGCCAUGUGCCACUCUGAGGCCGUGGCCUCUAAGUUUUACAAGACUCAAAACACAGCGGCAGAGGCGGCAGAGGUGCGUGUGUUGCAGGUUGGUUCCAGUCCCGACGAGAUGACCUUCCCGAGGUCCCCGCCCCCCUACUCUGCACCCCCCCUCACUCCAAUGGAUGCCAAGACCGCAGCCGCCAGCCCUAGACAAUUGCCAUGCUCCCAGAAGGCCAAGAGGUGUCUGUUUGACGAGGCCGGUACCUCCUCUCACUCACCCAAGUCCCCGCAGUGCCACGUAAGUCUUCGUUUUCACAGGUCAACAAUUCACCCAACUGGACACGUUCCCAGCCCAAUCCUCCAGCCAUACGCCGGUUCCUGUGACAGAAGAACAGAUGCCGCCACUCCAGAUGCAAGUGUCUUUGGUUCAAUACAGCCCUACCAACUCCUCCUCAAGCGGUACAUCACUCCCAGUAUCAGGCGAGGAGGAGCGCAUGGAGGAGGAUUCUACUGUCCAUGCCUCUAACGUCACCCCCCCUCCACUUGGGUUUUCAAGCGACAAGGACGACAUGGAGGAUGACCCUAUCCACUCCUUCUCCGGGACCCACCCACCAUGUAGGUUCUCAAGCGAGGAGCAAGACAUGGAGGAUUCCCGUCUCCCCUUCUCCCAAUUCAAUCCCCAGCCACUGGCAUGCUCAACUCAGUAGGAGGAGGACACGCGGCAUUCCUGUCUCCAACCCUCACAAUUCAACCCCCAGCCACUCGCACA
Astyanax mexicanus (Mexican tetra) is the source of this 920-nucleotide messenger RNA. RefSeq lists its product as uncharacterized. The record is from RefSeq and is a predicted model, not a curated record. Lineage: Eukaryota; Metazoa; Chordata; Actinopteri; Characiformes; Acestrorhamphidae. The transcript is spliced from 3 exons. The coding region runs from base 72 to 677 and encodes 201 amino acids.